AUGGCGGCAUCAACUCCGCCGAGUCACAAGGACGAAGAGGCCCGGAAGAUUUCCCCCCCCUCCCCCUGCCCCCAUGCGCGCGCCGCCACAUUCGGGCGCGCGCGGCGCGCGCCGCAGGCCCCGCCGGACGUGGAGCGGGCCGCGGGCAAGCAGUCGGGCGUGAUCGGUUCGCCGGCGUGCGGGCUGCCAGCGACGCCCCCGACCUCUAGCAGCCUGCUGCCCCGACGAAGUGGUUCCAAGAACACGCUGGAGGACACGCGGAAGAAGCGCGCCAAGUGCUCCACGCGCGCAGUCCAGGGCAUACUGUUCAUAGUUGAGUCGAAGGCUCCGCAUCCGCAGCAGAGCUUCGGCGCCACCGUGGGGGCGGGGGGGCCCAGCUGGACGCUCGAUGGCAGUGGAGGCGGCGGGGGAGCUGUAGCCGAAUCGGGCAGUGGCAAGCUCGAGGGCAAGAGGGGAUGA
Prorocentrum cordatum is the source of this 459-nucleotide messenger RNA. Lineage: Eukaryota; Dinophyceae; Prorocentrales; Prorocentraceae. The record is from the annotation of a GenBank genome assembly.